Messenger RNA from Etheostoma cragini (Arkansas darter), 3888 nucleotides. It is a transcript of the gene mafaa, whose product is annotated as v-maf avian musculoaponeurotic fibrosarcoma oncogene homolog Aa. Gene Ontology annotation, biological process: regulation of transcription by RNA polymerase II. Lineage: Eukaryota; Metazoa; Chordata; Actinopteri; Perciformes; Percidae. Gene Ontology annotation, molecular function: RNA polymerase II cis-regulatory region sequence-specific DNA binding; DNA-binding transcription factor activity, RNA polymerase II-specific. Bases 1012 to 1956 code for a protein of 314 amino acids. The transcript has a single exon. Gene Ontology annotation, cellular component: nucleus. The record is from RefSeq and is a predicted model, not a curated record.
GGACGCUCUUACAAAACCAUUUGCAAGGGGGGCCGUUGGAGAGAAACCCAACCGGAAUUUAUCACCUCUUGCAUAAUAUUACACACAUCAACACGUGAGGUCAACAGCGCGCCCCGGUGAGGGGGACCGGACCGUGGGGACCGAAGCUGUCAGUAGUCCGCUGCUUGAACACAAUAUCUGGACCGAGCACAACAACAGGGGACCUCGCGCCCCUGUCUCUCAAAGUAGGAGCACCGCCUGCAACUUGAGAUUCAUCUCAGAUGCAUGUGAACUUUGAAAACUUAUGUCAUUCCAUUUUUUUUUUUUUGUUGGUGAUUCCUGGGACUUUUUGGGGUUUCUGGCACACCUUUUACGCACGCCUGACGCACACUGUAGUGUGAUCUGAUUGUGUGAGAAACUUUCAAUCCGGGGCAGCGAUCUCAACCCCACUCUGCUCGGGACUUCAUGAUCAAGUUGUAGCCUAUAAAAAGCGGGAGGGCGAAGAAGGAUGCUUGGAAAAUAUUUAUAACAGCACACCAAGCGGAGGAGACCGAGUCUGUUCGCGAUACUCGACUGAGAAGAAACCGAGGACCGUAAAUCACAAGGAGGCGCGCGGGGGCUGCAGAGGUGAACGAGGACAAGACAGGUUGGUGGCUCCAAAUUCAACGCGCGCUCGAGUUUCAGCUGCCCCGCUGGACUCUUCCUGGUAUUAAAGCUGCGUGCAUUUGACCCGGGUUACGUUGUCAACAAGAGCAGCGAGCGGAGGCGCACUGGCAGGUGUACAAGUUCAUGUACAUGCAUACGUAAAUUCACGCCACUAUUUAUAGAAGUUGGGACGAGCAGCCUUAAUAAGUUUCUCCUCCCACCCGCCGGACCUGCAGCAGCUCUGUGCACGUGUCUAUAUAUACACACACACACACACACAUACACACACACACCAUACAGGCUGUUAGUACUCUUCGCAAUCUGUAUCCGAGAGGGGAGCCCGCCGUCGGUUUGGCUGUGAGGGCAGGAGUCGUCGCAUGGACUGACAUGGCUACCGACCUGGCCAUGAGCGCGGAGCUGCCGAACAGCCCGCUGGCAAUCGAGUACGUCAAUGACUUUGACCUCAUGAAGUUCGAGGUGAAGAAGGAGCCUCCGGAGGCCGAGCGCUACUGCCACCGCCUCCCGUCAGGCUCCCUGUCCUCCACCCCGAUCAGCACCCCCUGCUCCUCGGUGCCUUCCUCGCCGAGCUUCUGCGCCCCGAGCCCGGGCGCGCAGCCCAACCAGAGCCUCACCAGCAGCGGCAUCAACAGCAGCGGCGGCAGCAACAGCAGCGGCGGCGGCAACAAUCACGGCGGCGGCGGCGGCGCGGGCAAGCCGCAGCUAGAAGACCUGUACUGGAUCCCCAGCUACCAGCACCACAUCAACCCCGAGGCGCUCAACCUGACCCCGGAGGACGCGGUGGAGGCCCUCAUCGGGAACGCGCACCACCACCACCACCACCACCAGGCCUACGAGGGCUUCCGCGGGCAGCAGUACGCGGUCGGGGACGACCUGUCCGCGGCCUCGGCCGCGCACCAUCACCAGGGCCACCACCACCACCACCAUCACCACCACGGCCACCACGCGCGCUUGGAGGACCGCUUCUCGGACGAGCAGCUGGUCAGCAUGACGGUGCGGGAGCUGAACCGGCAGCUGCGGGGCUUCAGCAAGGAGGAGGUGAUCCGCCUGAAGCAGAAGCGGCGCACCCUGAAGAACCGCGGCUACGCGCAGUCCUGCCGCUUCAAACGCGUGCAGCAGAGGCACAUGCUGGAGACGGAGAAGUGCAGCCUGCAGACCCAGGUGGAGCAGCUGAAGCAGGACGUGGUGCGCCUCGCCAAGGAGAGGGAUCUUUACAAGGAGAAGUACGAGAAGCUGGCCAGCCGGACCUACUCUGUCGGGGGGGCCGCGAACACGCGAGAUCCGUCCGGGAAACAGGCCGAGUUCUUCAUGUGAGAGACUGGACGAUUUGUAGCAUAGACUCUGAAUUACACAAGCCCACCUAAACGUCCUUGUUGCGUUCAUUUAUUUAUUAAUUUUUCUGCAUUUUUUGUUUUUUUUUUGCUUACAGUUAUUCCCUUUGACAAAGACUUCAAAACACAAGCAAACAAAUACGCAUCAGAUGCGCACAAAAGUAAUCCUUGUGAGCAUUUUUGAGUCUUAAAUAUGUUUUGGCUAAACUUCUGUACACGCUCACCUGUCAGGUGGGCACAAGGGAUCACGUAGUCUGUCUGGACGUUGUCUCCGGGGCGACAGCACCUGCAGCUCGGAAGUCUUACUGAACCAUCUGGCACUUCGAAUGACUGUCUUAAUUCAGAAGGAGAGACGAUUUUUGUCUUAACAGUGGCGAAAGAAAGAUUUUUUUUUUGAAUGGAUCAGAGUGGACUGAAGUCGAAGCAGAAAAAGCAAUACCCCCCCCCCCCCCCCCCCCCCCCCCCCCCCCCCCCGUGGAUGGAAAGCAUGGCCCAUGGUUCUCUCCUCUUCCUCCGUCCUCUGCCACAAAUAAGGCCUGGGUAUGCAAAAACAAAUACACAAAAACACAAAUCCCCACCCCCCACACCCCACACCCCUUCUACCCCCCAUAAACCCGGAGAGGUGCAAGGACUGCGGACAAAAAACCCCAAUCUGCUACUGCGAACCCAUGGAUGCGUCUUCAACUGCUGUUUUCAAUCAAAUUUUCUAUUGUUUUAAAAAAAAAAAAAACGACAAAAAAACGACAAAAAGAGAUUAACUGAGCCAGAUUUUGGACUGUAUUUAUUUCCACCUGUACAUAAUGUGUAGAGAAGAACAGUUCCCUGUGUUAUUUUAACCUUUUAGUUUUUUCUCUCUUUUUAAAGAAAAAAAACGAAACUGCUUUUCGUUGCUUGGAUUAUUCGAAAAUGUCUUAAUACAAAUGUUUGUAUGUUACAGCAUGCAAAUCGUCUAUGGUAUCCUCCUCCUCCUCCUCCUGAACAUGUGUAAUGUCAAAGACAAGCCUAUACUGCACUAAGAAGAGAUCUAACGUUGUGUUUUCUACUGAUAGGACCUUUGAUCUGUUACUCUCUAAAAUCCUGGAUGGGAAUUCUGAUUUAUUAGAUGGACAAGGAUUGCAUUCGCUGCUAAAACUCUAUGCACCAACCUGAUGAUUAAAAGACUUAGUUUAAUGGUUAUUUUCUGUUUUUUACGUUGGAUAUUUGUAGAGGAGAUUCUUUUGGGGCCCGUGGGUUCGUUGUGCAGCCCGGUGUCUUAAGAAGAGCUCGUGUCUGACAGGAGGAUGAUGAUUGGUUUAAAGAGGAGGCUGUUCUCGGAGUAACUGGAUGCAUUAUUCUACCAAGAAACCCCCGGUUCGUGUGUGUUUCUGCUGCCUAGAUAUAUAAGUGCAGUAUUGUGCAGAAGGGUCCGAUGCUCAGACUACCUGUUGGAUGGAAACCCGCACGAGGAGAGGCUGGAAAGAUUCAAAUUUAGAUCCAGAAAAACAAAAAUAAAUCACGUGUUGUGUUGCUCUCCGAAAUGUUCCAUCUUUGAUGUGAGCCAGAAGAACAAAAACGAUCAAAAUGUCUCUUAAAAACGCCACGUGAUCUCAUCCCAGAUGCAUUUUAAUCGAAAAAAAUUAGACAACAACGGUUUCCCUUUUUAGAUUUUUAAAUUUUUUUUAUUUACUUUUUGGUCUGAUGUGACUUCAUAUUCGACUCAUUUUUACUAAAUCAAUUACAUAACGAAUUAUCGCGAGACAUAGGCUACACAGGAGAGUAAACUUCUGCACAGUGCUGUUAAUGUAUAUCUGUACAUAUAAUUUCUAUAUUUAUUCAAUGAACUUGUCCUAACGUGUCAACAAGUGAACAACCUACAAAGUGGAACGUGGCUGAGAAUCUUGUUUUCAUAAUGUUUAAUAAAAAGUUCUGUCCCAAA